GAAACAUUUCAGACUACACUACAGUAUAUCAGAGACUUUUUUCAGGAAUGUCGCCAGAUACCUAUAUUUCAUUCACUGAAGGUGAAUACGAAGCUGGUACCUGUUCAUUUUCAGGCAUCCCUCUGGGAACUUUAGUGAGAGGGGAACAGGCGCAUCUGGGCAGCUGCAGGCAGCGAAGUGGAUGAAUAAUAUCAGGGCUCCUCCUGUUCUCCUCCUCUCCUCGACUCAGCUCUGGUAUAAGUCCCACCAUGGCCAUUUCCCAGUUCCGUCUUUUUAAGAUUUGCACAUGUCUGGUGUGGGUCCUCUCGUUCUUCAAAAGAAUCAUAUGCAGGUCGGGGAGAUUUCGGAAACUAAGUGGCGACCAGAUUACUUUACCAAUGACGGUGGACCUUGCCACUGUACCAAAACAGGAUCUUUCAUCUGUACCAAAAAAGCUGGAGGUUGAGGAUUGGAGCUCGUGGGACGAGGAGGGCCCCACUAGCAUCCGGAUUGAGGGAGGCAACGGCAACGUGACCCCUCAGCCAACCAGCGCAGAGGAAGAAGAGCCAGACUACUUCAAGGACAUGGCCCCCACCAUCACAAAAACACAAAAAAUUGUGCUGAAGAAAAGGGAACCACCAAACUUCACAGCCCCGGACGGAAGCACAGGCUUCUCCAGCCGGCUUGGCAUUUUCGACACGUCUUUCUACCCGUUGCAGGGGCAGCUGGGUGAGCUGGACAACUGGCAGGAGGACCACCUUGGUGCCUGGGAUGAGGACUCAGAUGCCGCCUUAGAGGCUGCAGAGGUGCUGAGGGUGCAGAAGCAGGCUGAGAGGAUGAAGCGGGCGAUGGAGCAGCAAAGGAAGAAGGUGGAGAAGGAGGCCCAGAGACAGAUGAAGAAAGAGCAGAAGAUAGCUAUCAAGCUCUCCUAACUUUCAAGUGGAAGCUGCGCACGCCAGAGAAAAUUCCGGAGAAGAUGCCAGACUCCUGAGUGUCCAAUCAAAGUCCACUUUGUAUGGUUCCUCGACGUGUUUUUACUUGGAAUCACCCAUAUUCCCAUGACUACUUGGCCUGUGGUAACUUCAUUAUUAAUGUUAUUGUAUCUUCAGUUGUUUUUUUUAACAAUUCACAUAAAUAGAGGAAGAUACCAGGCAACUUGUCAGAGUUGUAAAUAUUCUACGUGAAAGUGGAAAUUUGGCAAAAACGUUUUAUAUUUAUGAAAAGGGACAAAAAGUUUCAUGUGUGAGGUGACGGUUUUUUGAUUCUCACUGAACUGCAACACUUUUCUUUGGAUUCUGCGCGCAUGAAACGCGUCCAGCGCUGGUCAUACGCAGCAGCUCUUUCUCACUGGAAUUGCAAAUUGAAAUGACCUGAAGCUCCUAUUCAGUUGUGUAACAGCCAUACUCGACUGGACAGCUGUGCGGAUCGGUGUCUGUGAUCAUGAUUUUUGAUUUUUUUAAUGCUUUCUUUUGUCCCCAAUUCAUAUUUUUAUUCGUUUUUAAAUAAGACUCCUUAACACUGAUGAAUUUGUUUUAGCUUUGAGUUCUUCUACAGAGAAGGACUUGUGGAAGCAACUGAAGCCCUGCAGCAAAAUGUCAGUUUUCACUUUUUCACCCCCGUGACCCUCAAGGUGCUGAAAUACUGGGGACGGUUUCACUGAAAUUAACGUGAUGUCAAAGCGACACUGAGGGGUAUGUUAUGUUUGUGGUGUCUCAAUGUUCGCUUAUGUGUCCAGUAAAGGGAACACAGUCCAUUGAAACAGAGCAACAACACUGACAAGACCAGGGAUCUAAGAAGCAUGUACAGUUGUCAUGGAAACAUUGAGUGAUUCUGGUUGGAGCUGAAUAAUUUUUUUUUUUUUUUAUUAAAUCAGAGAAGUGUCUGAAUGAUA
Scleropages formosus (Asian bonytongue) is the source of this 1870-nucleotide messenger RNA. RefSeq names its product receptor-binding cancer antigen expressed on SiSo cells-like. The transcript has 8 exons. Lineage: Eukaryota; Metazoa; Chordata; Actinopteri; Osteoglossiformes; Osteoglossidae. Gene Ontology annotation, cellular component: secretory granule. Bases 249 to 911 code for a protein of 220 amino acids. The record is from RefSeq and is a predicted model, not a curated record.